GAACUUUCCCUUUACCUGACAUCCUCUGCCCAUACGCAACAACCACACCCCCCCUUUGUUACAUGCCCUCCUCCUCUUCCUUCGCUGCCAUCGCCGUCUACCCACCCCUCCUCCAGUCUCCAUCUGCGUCUCUUUCGUGACGAGACGCGUCGUCGCUACGACUGAUCCUCCCGCCCAACCCGCCCUUCGCUCCUUUAGUAUCCGUGCUGAAGUCCACUCUUGCUGGGAAGGGCCCAAGUGCCCGGACAUACUCGUUCUCACAUCACGACGACGACGACAACAUCGAAGACGACAAUCGACCGUCAACCGUCCUGACGUCGACGGCAGCAAUCGUUUGAUCCGUCCCCACGGCCAGAAGCGGUCAUCCAGCGCCGCCUCCACGUGCCGACCACCGUCAUCCACAACAUGGCCGACUACGGCUCUCGCCAGGGUGCUAACUUUGCCGGCCAGUACGGCAACGCCCAGCCGCGACAGCGAGAUGCCGCCUUUGCUGAGGUCUUCGGUGGACCUCGCCCCGUGGGUGCAGGUGCUCCGCGGUCCGCUACAAUGACCUCGCAGUCAUAUCAGCCCAUGACCGCCGACCGCGCUCAGACAAUGUCUGGCCAACGUCCUCCUCCUGUUCGCAACUAUGCUCCAGGUCCCUCGCGUCCGCCUCCGCCGCAAGGAUAUGCCGCGGGCCCGCAGCAGCGUUCGCCGCCGUCAAUGCCGCCUCGCCAACCGCUGCCGGCACCCCCAUCGCUCAACACAUCAUUCCCCCCUCAGCAGCCGCAACAGCGUUUCUACCCUCCCCGUGGUGACUCCUCCAGCGCAGGCUCGCGAGGCGGCCCCCCGUACUACCAGCCUCCGCGUCCUCAACCGCCAGCGCUGAAUUCUGACUCGUUCCGCAGCCAGUCGCUCGCCUCGCAGCCGCGGCCCCAGUUCCACCAUGGCCCCGGCGGCUCCUACAACAUCGCAGCACCCAGCAUCUCACCCGCACACACAUUCCGCCAGCAGCCAUACAUGCAAGCAGGUGCACGAACUACGGCUCAGGGCAGGGUCGUGCCUGAACGACCGGACGAACGCACCAUGUCAAUGACUUCGUACGCGCGCGACCACGAUCACACUCACCAGACCAUGAGCGGACGUGUCAUCCCCAGCCGCCAGCGCAUGUCCAAUGAAUCAAACGUCACCGUGACCUUGGAUUCGCCCGCAAGCCCGCAGUCGGCCGUCAGCUCGUCGACAUCUACUGUGGUGAGCAAGCAGCGCAGCGCCAGCCAGAGCAGCACCGCCCAGUCCAGGACAAUGUCAAUGGCCUCGACUAUCGUGCCACCAAACGAACGCAACGAUUCAAUGGUCAAGAAUGGCGUUCAGAAGACGGAGUCUCAGCGAAUCGCCGUAGCCUCUCGCAGGGCACCCCUCGUCUACCCGGCGCUGCUGUCACGCGUGGCCGAGUGCUUCCGCUCACGUAUCAACUUGGACGAGCUGACCAAAGACGGCUUGAACUACAAGAACUCCUUCACAGGCGAGGACGCCGUCACGCUGAUUGCGUACAUCAUCAAGACCACGGACCGUAAUCUUGCCUUGCUCCUGGGCCGCUCGCUCGACGCGCAAAAGUUCUUUCACGAUGUCACGUACCAGCACCGCCUUCGCGACACGCGCCACGAGGUGUACCAGUUCCGCGAGACCAUGACGGACUCGGCUUCGGAGCUCUCGGCGAGCACUGAGGUCAACGGCGUGUUCACUCUGCUCACCGAAUGCUACUCGCCCACGUGCACGCGCGACCGGCUCUGCUAUUCCAUUGCAUGCCCGCGCCGACUUGAGCAACAGGCCCGCCUGAACAUGAAGGCCCGACCUGUGCUACAGCAGCAGGAAGACGCAACACUGCAUGACGACCAACUCGACGACACGGAGCGCAAGCUGUGGAUUCAGACCGUGCCCAAGGAUAUUGCCGACUCACUCGACGACCGGGAGAAGAAACGCCAGGAGGUUCUCUCUGAGGUCUGCUACACCGAGCGUGAUUUCGUCAAGGAUCUCGAGUAUCUGCGCGACUUCUGGAUGAAGCCACUGCGCAACCCGAUGACCUCACCGAUUCCGGAGAGCCGUCGCGAACGUUUCGUGCGCACUGUCUUCGCCAACGCGCCCGAGGUGUACCAAGUUAAUUCGCGGCUCGCCGAGGCGCUGACGCGCCGUCAGCAGGAGCGCCACGUGUGCCGCAACAUCGGCGACAUCUUCCUUGAACACGUGCCGCGCUUCCAACCGUUCAUUACGUACGGCGCGUCUCAGAUGUAUGCCAAGUUCGAGUUCGAGAACGAGAAGCGCACCAACCCCUUGUUCGCCCGCUUCGUUGAGGAGACAGAGCGUCUGAAAGAGUCACGCAAGCUAGAGCUGAACGGUUACCUGACCAAGCCGACCACGAGGCUGGCCCGCUAUCCAUUGCUGCUGGAGAAUGUGCUCAAGUAUACGGCCGACGACAACCCGGACAAGACCGACCUGCCCAAGGCCAUCGCCAUGAUAAAGAACUUCCUCAAGGAGGUAAACGAGGCCAGCGGCAAGGCCGAGAACCGCUUCAACCUGAUGCAGCUCAGCCGCGAGCUGCAGUUCCGACCGGGCGAGUAUGUCGAUCUCAAACUGACAGACGAGUCGAGGCAGCUUCUCUUCAAAUCCACGCUGAAGAAGGCGCCCAAUGACCAGGUCGCCGACAUCCAGGCGUAUCUGUUCGACCAUGCUGUGUUGCUUGUGCGUUCUAAAAUGGUCAACAAGCGCGAGCAGCUCAAGGUGUACCGUCGGCCCAUCCCCCUCGAGCUGCUUGUCAUCGCCGAGAUGCACGAGAUCAUACCCAAACCAGGUCUUGUCAAGCGCCCGUCUUCUGGCUUGAUGGCGACGAGAACCCAGACCAUGACGAGCGUCACGUCAAAGGACCCCAAGCAGAAUGGGUACCCUGUCACAUUCCGCCACCUGGGCAAGGGCGGAUACGAGCUUACACUGUACUGUUCUUCUGCGAUUCAGCAGCAGAAGUGGAUGGAGAGCGUCGACAAACAGCAGACGGAGCUGCGCCAGCGCAGCAACGUCUUCAUCAAGGACAACUUGAGUGAGGGCUUCUUCAAUGCAGCCACGCGCGUCAACUGCUGUGUGCCCAUCGAUGGCGGUCGGAAGCUUGUUGUCGGCACCGACAAUGGCGUGUACGUGUGCGACCGUAAGCCCAAGGACGCAUCCAUCAAGCCGCGCCGCGCCCUCGAAGUCAAGGGUGUGACCCAGAUUGACGUUCUUGAGCAGCACUCCAUCCUGCUCGUGCUCGCCGACAAGACCCUGUACUCUUAUCCGCUCGAAGCCCUCUCGCCAGAUGCGGGUCAGCCUGGCAUCAGCAAACGCGGUCGCAAGAUCACGCACGCAAACUUCUUCAAGUCCGGCAUUUGCCAAGGCCAGCAGCUGGUGUGCUGCGUCAAGACCUCGGCCUUGUCCAGCACGAUCCGCGUGUACGAGCCGAUGGACAGCAUGACCAAGAAGAGCAAAAAGUCCGGCCUGGCCAAAAUGUUGGCUGGCAACGAGGACGUGCUCAAGCCGUUCAAAGAGUUUUACAUUCCCACUGAAUCGUCAUCUAUACACUUCCUGCGCUCGAAACUCUGCGUCGGCUGUGCACGUGGUUUCGAGAUCGUAUCGCUUGAGACGCUCGAGGCUCAGUCGCUACUCGACCAAGCUGACACUUCACUUGACUUUGUACAGCGCAAGGGCGAAGGAUCUGUUAAGCCUGUUUUCAUCGAACGCAUCCAGACUGAGUUCUUGCUAUGUUACUCUGACUAUUCGUUCUUUGUUAACCGCAACGGCUGGCGAGCUAGGCCGGAUUGGAUGAUCACGUGGGAGGGCAAUCCAAACGCCUUCGCCAUCUUCACUCCUUACAUCCUCGCGUUCGAGCCCAGCUUCAUCGAGAUCCGACAUAUGGACACAGGCGGGCUGGUGCAUAUCAUCACGGGAAAAAAUAUUCGCAUGUUGCACUCCAGUACCAGAGAGAUAUUGUAUGCGCACGAGGAUGAAAUGGGAGAGGAUGUCGUUGCCAGUCUAGACUUUUGGUCAAAGCCGGAUGGCCAGCCUGGUACCCAGCGCCCCGCAAACGGUGGCCCAUCCUCUCCGCCCCAGCUCCCAGCAAUGGACAUGAACGGACGCUAAGCCCUCGUGUCUCAAGGCUCAAAUUGCUCACUCCCGCUCGUUCCCGUUCGCCACGGAGAAAAAGAAUCCCUGUUCUUUGAACACGCUGCAUCGAUAUAGAGAUCUUACAUUUUACUAAUCAUUUUUCUUUGCCUUCUCUUUAGGUCCCAACCUCCACCAACGAUGGCAGAAGUGUCACGCCGAGCGCGACGCCGACGACUCACCGCACACGUGGCAGGUUCAUUGGGGACAGGGUACGCACGUGUUCACUAUCGAUACUGCGUCAGAGGCAACGAAGGUUAGAAACGCGUCUCUCUGGGACAUGAUUGAGCAAGGUGCCGAAGAGAAUGCAACGUCAUUUCCGAACUUGCACCUUCACCGUCGUGACGAUGACGGUCAUGGUUUGGAUUUGAUAUCUCUAGACAACGGUACCAUGAAUAAUAUGGCAAUUUCCGCGCAAUCACCGCCUGUGGACGGCAUUCUUAGCCUGCUGGACGCUAAGACUACACAUAUUUAUCACAACAUGGCUACUACCUUCACACCCGCAAAUAUCACCAACAAGCGUUCACUGAGCAUCAUGGACCGCGGAAGACCCGUGCGCAAGAGCAGCGGUGCUUGCUGGCCGGGUGUGGGACGCGAAUUGGGCAACCAGCCUGCAAAAGGAUGGCGCAGAGAGAACAGGGCUGUGGCUGGCGUUAGCAUAACACACAGCCAAUAAUCGAUGCAUUGGCAGCGUCUUUAGUUCUUUGUUUUUCCCUUUACUAAUAUAUGUUUCUCUAUAUCCUUUUCCUAAGGGAGAAAGGAGCCGGUGAGAGGCAGACGAAGAAUGAGUUUUGAUUCUUUUCUUUCUUGUCUUGUUUAGGCAGCAAAAUGGGGCGAGAAAAGUUCAUGAGCGUUGCGUUUGAUUGCAAGUGAUGAUGAUGGAUAAGGGAUUGAUGUGCACACGCACGCAAGCACGGGAUGGAGAGCGUUAAAGAGAGAAGGUGUUUUGACUGUUACCUUUUUUGAUGGAUGGAUGGAUCCAUGGCUUGUACGAUUGUAGGGUGAGGGCUGGGGAAUACUCAUGCACGCAUAAUCACAUACAAACCAACGGGCGUGGCCUUCCAAACUAUCUUCCCGAAAGAGAGACGGUUAGCCCUGUUGAAGUAUGGUUUAAAAUGUCUGUUGUGGAUUUGUUUAGGUGUGGAAGCAGGCGGCAGCUUAAUUUUGCACAUCCGUUCACAUACUCGGCUCUACUUUCUUUUUCACGUAGAUGUACACCGUCACUUUGGCCCGAUCGGCGGU
Verruconis gallopava is the source of this 5403-nucleotide messenger RNA. RefSeq lists its product as uncharacterized. The record is from RefSeq and is a predicted model, not a curated record. Gene Ontology annotation, molecular function: guanyl-nucleotide exchange factor activity. Lineage: Eukaryota; Fungi; Ascomycota; Dothideomycetes; Venturiales; Sympoventuriaceae. Gene Ontology annotation, biological process: intracellular signal transduction. Bases 406 to 4140 code for a protein of 1244 amino acids. The transcript has 3 exons.